Molecule: messenger RNA, 4495 nt
Organism: Bacillus rossius redtenbacheri
Lineage: Eukaryota; Metazoa; Arthropoda; Insecta; Phasmatodea; Bacillidae
Exons: 2
Coding region: 3218-4300 (360 amino acids)
Source: RefSeq, a predicted model, not a curated record
CAAAUAAUUUGUCGGACCAAGAAAUACAGAAUAUUCUUUUUUUAAUUGUUAAAUUUGCAUUUGAGUUUUGAAAAUUUCCAUGGCUCUUUGCCGGUCUAUUUUAAAAUAUAUUUUACGAAAGAAUUGCAAUGAAGUUUAAAAGAUACUAUCUGACACACCAUUGAGUCACGCAUGUAUUCUCGUAUCCUUUUGGUUUUGAGAUGACCUGACUCAAAACACAUACGCUGGAGUGAUAUUCCUAGCACUGCGCGUGAAAACUUCAUUUGCCGGGAAGAAUGUCCCUGCGGCGUGGCGCAAACUGGUGGCGCUCCUUGGAACCACGUAGGCGGAGAUCCGGCCGGCAGCCGCUGUAAUGAGGGAGGGGGGAGGGAGAAGAAUGGAGUGUAAAAGGGACAGAAUAACGGGGGUAGAGGGAGGCAGGCUGAGGCGGGCGAUGACACCGCGUCUCACUGUCAGACAAGGCUACGCUCUGUAGUGGAUGGAGGCUAUCGUCGCUCAAGCAAGGAAUAGGUUAUCGUGGAGAAAAAUUCGUGUAGCAAAAUUAUUUUUAAUUGUUACAUUUUUGAUAGAAGUUAAAUACCAACACGAUGCCGAAAAAGACACCAUUCAGAAAGAUCCGUAAAAGAACUAAACGGUCGAAGUGCAUAAGAAGACUGAAGGAAAAAUACAAAGAAUUUGUUAAUGCUGGUUUCAACUCUGUGGAAAGGUAAGAUUGCAAACUUUUGAGUGUGUUCAUCUUCACUAAAAUUCUGCCAGCACAACAUGUAUGUAUUAUAAAAUCACAUUUUUAGCUGUGCAAAAGUCCUAAUAUUAUUAAUUAAUUCCACAGGACAUCUUCCAGUUUAACAGAUUAUGCUCCUGCUGCUGCUACACAGAUGGAAACGUCUGCCUACGUACCACCUGUAUGCCAGGGCGAUCACGACACCACCAGCGGUAACGUCCAAAAUAUAACCGAGUAAGUAAUUUAAUUACAUAAUUUCGUAUAGUGCUUGUUACCUAAGCAUGAUGCGAGGAUCGUGCUGUUAGUGUUAUGUAAGGCACAGAUGAUGGGUUCGAGUACCACUCUGACUGAGGAUUUUGAGGCUCCCUCAGAUAAAGUCAGUGUGUAGUGUGUAAGUCAUCUUACAAUUAGUUUAUCAGCAUUAUAAAUUAGAAGUUAACAAGCAAAAAAAAUAUUUGAAGCGGAUGCAAAAAAAAUGCUGCAGGUUGUGUAAUUUUACUCAAAAAUUCCUUGUGUAUCAAGAAAAUCUAAAUGUCUUUCGUUCAAACUUGUUCAUGCAUAGACUUAUUUAUAAAGAAAAAAGUGUUUUGUUGUACAUGUUUUAAUUCCCUAUUUUGCAAUUCAAUUUAUAUGUAAAUAGAUUGGUCGAUUUGUCAGAAUGCUUCUUAGGUAACUUAUUGAGUGGUUGUGGGUUCCAAACCUCCUAUCGCGUUAUAUAACUAUGAAAUAAUCCGGUGACAAAAUGUUAGAGAACCUCAUAAUCAUGGUUGACUGUCAUACAUUGACAGUGAUUUAUUCUCGGUUUAAAAAAAUAGCAUACACUGUCUGUAUAAAUGCACUUCAUGUAAGUUAACUACUAGCCGAAAAUGAAAUUCACCCCUGCAUUAAAUAUGUAUCAACAUAUACUCGUUAAUAUAAAAAUAGUCUGGUAAAAUUACCCAUUCAUAGAAAUUUAACACUUUUGAUGGAACUUUUACUUCUGCAUAGAGUGAAAGAAUUCACGAACUUUGUAGGUGCAAAAGGACACUAACAUCGGUGGAAUCUCUGCUGCCGCAGACUAUUGUGUAAAUUUACACAACUUUUUCACAGUUUAUCGUGUUCCUAGUGAUCACAUACAGUAGCAUUAUAAAAUUCAUUAUCAGUAUUCUAAAGCACCAACUCUCUAAAUCACCUGGUAUUCCACUACACUUAAAAUAUUCAAAGUAACCAUCUGAAAUCAUGCAAAGCUUUGGUGGGAAGCUGGGUAAGAAUGUAAUAACAACAGCCGUUCACUCAUUGAUGACACCAAGCUAGCACAGUCGUCCGCCACCCUCGCCAACACAAUAAAACCAAUUUUUAGACAGCAAUGAAUUGCGAGUCGGUUACGCAUAAGAAGAGUUGUUUUUUGGUUAUUAGCAUUUUUUUUCAACGAAUAAAUAAGUAAUUAAGCUGCAGCAAAAAAGUUCACUGUACUUAGAGAAGCAGGCACAUGGAAAUCGGAUGUUGUGACAACUGUAUCUCGCAAGGCGUAUUAAAAUAAACAUAGUGUUAAAACGUGGAGUGACACAGACUAAGUAAAAUUCGUUUUAAAUUGUAUGUUGUCGUAACAGUUCACUGUGAUAAAUAAAAGUUUCAAAUGACAGACGUGUGAUUAAACUGAUUUUUUUUUCAGCGAGGAUAUUUCUGGAUUGGAUUGCUCAUUCUUGCCAAGUGAAGAAGUAUCGAAUGUUGAAAUUCUUCCAAAUGAAACUGCUGAAACUGUGACAAUGAAAGAAAAAAUCGUUCAAGGACGUCGUUUUGUAAAUAUGAGUCACAUGUUAAACCAACUCACCUCUUUAGCUACUCAUGUGCUACAGUGCACAACAGGUCGCUUUGAAUUUCAGUCCGAAAAAAGAAUUGGCAUUGUCAGCUACUUCACUUAUAAAUGCAUGAUGUGUGAAAAAACAAGGAUAAUUUCAACGGAAAAAGAAGAAGAGGAAUUAAAUGAUUUAUUUGUGUGGGGAUCAUUAUCAGUUGGGAUUGGACACCAACAAGUAGAAGAAAUGAUGGCAGUAAUGGAAGUCCCUGUAAUGAGUAAACGGAAAUGGACGAGACAUGAACAGCGAGUUGAAAAGGUAGGAAAAAGCACUAUGGUUUGUUUUUUAUUUUGCAUAAUAUAAAUAUUGGUACCUGGGCGACCGAGCAUCGUUCGCGUCUUAUAUUUUUUGCUUUAAAAUCGCUUUUAUUCAGGGAAGAUACCUAUUAAGAUAAACUUUAAAGGCAACACGUUUACUAAAUAUAAAUUUUCAUCAAAUAGUUAGAGCCGAUUCGGAGUUGCCCAUAUGUGUGUCUAUAUAUAGGGCCUACAUAUACACAUACACACACAAUAAUUGCUCAUUUAAUAGUACAUAUUAGAUGAUUUUUCUGCAGAAAUAAAUAUUUUUUGUCAUUGGCUGUAAUGAAUCAAAAUAAAGGUAACAGCAACAACUAACCUGUUAUUUAUAUUUUUAGGCAUGGGAAGACAAACUGGAAAAAUACAUGCUUGCUAAUGGAGUCCAAGAACGUGAAAUCGCUCUAAAGAAGGGCAACAUAGAUGAAGAUGGAAUCCCUUACAUUACAGUCUAUCAAGAUGGCGGUUGGUGUACAAGAUCAUACGGCCAUGGUUUUACUGCAAAAUCAGGAGUUGCUUGCAUAAUUGGAGCCGAAACUAAUGGUUUGCUGUACGUUGGAAUACGCAACAAGUAUUGUUAUAUAUGUAACAACCAAGAAAAACCAGGCAGCAAAUCCAGGCCACAUAAAUGCUACAAAAAUUAUAAAGGAACUUCAACAGGAAUGGAACAAGAAAUUAUUGUACAAGGUUUUAAAGAAAGCGAAUCGAUGCAUGGGGUACGUUAUUUGUACAUUAUCAGUGACGGUGAUUCAAGUUCGUAUCUGAAGAUUCAGCGAGGUGUUUCAUAUGGUAGACAUGUAGUGAAAUUGGAAUGUGCCAACCAUAUGAUAAGAAACUACACUAGCAAACUACAUGCCAUUACCAAGGAUACCACUCACGUCAUCACUGCAAGGCGUCAAUUGUCCCAGUUAAUUCCUCGAUUGAAGAGAGGGGCACGAGCAGCUAUUGCUUCUGCAAAUAAAGAGUGCAAUAGUACUAUGCUGCAAAAAGAUUUGAAGAAUGGUCCUUACCACGUAUUUGGCGAUCACGAGAAUUGCCGAGACACAUUUUGUGUCAGGAAAGGUACGGGCGAGCUAAACAAUGUUCCAAUUAUGUCUGCAACAACUAUAUGGCCAGCUAUAAUGAAAGCACUAGACCCACUCAUUACCAAGGCUGACAAGUUGUUAGGUAAUAAAACAACUAACCAAGCAGAACGCUUCAUGAGUUUGAUUUCAAAAUUUUCCGGUGGCAAACGGACAGAUGUCUCAAAAAGUGGUCGGUACAAAAGGUGCUGCUUGGGUGCUAGUCUGUCACACAUCAAAGGUCCGAACUGGCACCUUUCACCAGUAAAAACUCUAUUAGGUCGUAGCCCAGGUUCAGUGACAAAGCGAGUUUUAAAUGCACGCGCGACAGCUGUUGAAAGGAAUCGCAAAAGAAGGUUAUCUGACAGUCGUAUAUCUGCCAAAAGAUAAUGUGUAUUUUCUCAGCCAGAUUGUGACUAUGGACCCGAAGCUGCCCAACCCGAUAUUUCUACAGAGGAAAUGGAGAGAAAGAAAACGAAGGUCUUGAAGCGGCUCGAAAGUUCAGUUUCUUCCGAACAUCUGUGUCAUGAACUGGAGAGAAAUACGGUCGGCCAACAUUGUAAUGUUGCUUGGAGGGAAGCAAGA